AUGCAGAGGGCCAAGGACAAGGGCGGGAGCUGCUGCUGCUGGGGGGAGAGGGAAGAGAUCCUGGAGAGGGUGGUACAUCUGUUCCCGACGGCAGUGAAGCUCAGCCACGAUGACACAGGAGCCAAGUAUUUACACCUGGCCAGAGAAGACACGAAUAAUCUGUUCAGCAUGCAGUUCCGCACCACUCCCAUGGACAGUACCGGUGUUCCUCACAUUCUUGAGCAUACCGUCCUUUGUGGGUCUCGGAAAUAUCCGUGCAGAGACCCUUUCUUCAAAAUGUUGAACCGGUCCCUCUCCACGUUCAUGAACGCCUUCACAGGUAGGACCAGCAUCCUGAACGGAAACCGCGUUUGGGUUUGCCAGGCACCCACUGGAAUUCAGUUAGUUUCUGAGAAGGGAUGAGAGGAGUGGGCAAUUAAUGUUCUAGAAUAAUUUUUACCCCUCUCUAGUUGAAGGACGUUAGAAAUUUCAUCCUCGAGGAAAGCCACAUGGUAGCGAGAUUAUAAAAACUAGUGUUUUAAUAAAAGGUACGUGAACUUUUCCCAGAAAGGUUCAAAACAAUUUUCUAUUUUCAGAUGGUAAAAUAUUUUUAAGAAGCAAGGACAUUUCUCCAUGUCAUGACAGUGAUAAUCUAAGAGGGAGAGAGAGGGUUAUGAGCAGUUAGGGGAAAUCUUCAGCUUGGUCAUGGGGACACUUUUUUUUUUUUUUUGGAGACAAGAGUCUCGCUCUGUUGCCCAGGCUAGAGUGCAGUGGUGCAAUCUCGGCUCACUGCAACCUCCACCUCCU
Piliocolobus tephrosceles (Ugandan red Colobus) is the source of this 786-nucleotide messenger RNA. Its product is annotated as presequence protease, mitochondrial-like. Lineage: Eukaryota; Metazoa; Chordata; Mammalia; Primates; Cercopithecidae. The record is from RefSeq and is a predicted model, not a curated record. The coding region runs from base 1 to 402 and encodes 133 amino acids. Gene Ontology annotation, cellular component: mitochondrial matrix. Gene Ontology annotation, biological process: protein processing. Gene Ontology annotation, molecular function: metalloendopeptidase activity; metal ion binding. The transcript has 3 exons.